Messenger RNA from Staurois parvus, 609 nucleotides. The record is from the annotation of a GenBank genome assembly. Lineage: Eukaryota; Metazoa; Chordata; Amphibia; Anura; Ranidae.
UCCUCCCCUCCAGCCUUGCACAGGUGGCCCCCUCCUCCCCUCCAGUCUGGCACAGGUGUACCGGCUCCUCCCCUUCAGUCUGCCACAGGUGUACCGGCUCCUCCCCUUCAGUCUGCACAGGUGUGUACCGGCUCCUCCCCUUCAGUCUGCACAGGUGUACCGGCUCCUCCCCUUCAGUCUGCCACAGGUGUACCGGCUCCUCCCCUUCAGUCUGCACAGGUGUACCGGCUCCUCCCCUUCAGUCUGCCACAGGUGUACCGGCUCCUCCCCUUCAGUCUGCCACAGGUGUACCGGCUCCUCCCCUUCAGUCUGCAACAGGUGUACCGGCUCCUCCCCUUCAGUCUGCAACAGGUGUACCGGCUCCUCCCCUUCAGUCUGCAACAGGUGUACCGGCUCCUCCCCUUCAGUCUGGCACAGGUGUACCGGCUCCUCCCCUUCAGUCUGGCACAGGUGUACCGGCUCCUCCCCUUCAGUCUGGCACAGGUGUACCGGCUCCUCCCCUUCAGUCUGGCACAGGUGUACCGGCUCCUCCCCUUCAGUCUGGCACAGGUGUACCGGCUCCUCCCCUUCAGUCUGGCACAGGUGUACCGGCUCCUCCCCUUCAGUCCU